This is a messenger RNA of Echinops telfairi (small Madagascar hedgehog), 1222 nucleotides long. It is a transcript of the gene IGFLR1, whose product is annotated as IGF like family receptor 1. The record is from RefSeq and is a predicted model, not a curated record. NCBI's taxonomy places the organism in Eukaryota, Metazoa, Chordata, Mammalia, Afrosoricida, Tenrecidae.
GUAGCGGAACUGUGCACAUCAGGUGGGGAAGUACCGGGGCCCUAGAAGCGCCCUGAGUGGGCCUGGCAGGGUGGGAACACCUUUGUACUGGACAUCACAGCCCUGCUGUGGAAGGCUGCUUGAAGAACUCAGCCCUUAGGAGAUGGAGGCUGAUCGGUGAGGUGGUUGAGAAGCAGGGAAGAGGGGGUGUCUUUUUGAGGAUUGGGGUUGGCUUCUCCUCGGUGCACUGCAGUGGGAAGAGGGGAAGGAAUACCUAACUAGGUGAGCCUGUGCUUGUAGUGACAGUUGUAACGCUCCGUAGUCCAGUGAAGUUGUUGUUGCCCUUUUAUGGGUAGGCAGGUGAGGAAAUGACCGCUCAGAGCCACCCUCAGUGCUAUGGGUCUCCGAGAAAUAUUGCUGAGUGCAGGUAGGGGGGGUCGGGUUGUGGGGAGGCAGAUUCCCCACUUUGAAAUGUGUCGGGGGGUCCCAGGGCCCCCACAUACAUCACUUCCUUCCUCCAAUCCGGAUUCUUGGAAAGUGCUAUGUGUGUUGGCCGGAAGUCCUGUGGUCACAGCCCCCAGGCUGCAGGGCCCCACCCCAUGGGCCCUCCCUGCCUCCUCUUGGGUCUGCUCCUGCUGGCCCAGGCAGUGCCGAAGCAGGCCUCCCGGUUUGACCUGGAGUACUGGAACCCCAACAACCGGUGCUGCAGCAGCUGCCUGCAGCUCUUUGGCCCACCCGCCUGCCCAGAUUACGAGUUGGAGAAAAGCUGUGGGCUUGAUGACUCCGGCCACCACCUAACUCCCUUCAGAGAAUGCCCUCCUGGGCAUUGUAACCUUUAGGGCGCAGAGCUGUGCAGGCCAUGCGGUCGCCGAGCCUCACUGGAACCCAGAGCCGCGAGGCCCCAGGAAGCCCUGCCCGCUGUCACGUGGAAAAGGAGCACCCGGAGUGGGAGCCGGAGCCUGGCCCCCCAGCGCCUUCCUGGAGUCCUGGGCGGCCCCCAGCCACUCCCCAGGCUGUGGUUCUGGGCAGGCGCAGCCAGACCUGGCCCUGCUCCUGGUCUCACUCCAGACCUUCUCGCUGAUCCUCCUGCUCACAGUGCUGCGACAGUGGACAGUGUCGCCACCUCCCCUUGCUGAGGUGGGUGUGAGACCGCAGGGGAUACCCGCUCCCCCAGGCCCCUGGCCUCCUCAGGAUCCCAGAAUGCAGCAGAGAUGGAGCCUGUGGUGGUCUCCCACUGCCCUCC